Molecule: messenger RNA, 435 nt
Organism: Caenorhabditis bovis
Lineage: Eukaryota; Metazoa; Nematoda; Chromadorea; Rhabditida; Rhabditidae
Source: the annotation of a GenBank genome assembly
AUGCUCGUAAAAAAUGCGAAAAAUAUUCGGAAGAAGAACGACUGUGUUGAAAUCGCUGACCGAAAGAUCGACAAUGGGUGUUACGAGAUUCGAAACUCCGAGAGAUUAUUGCUAACGGUGUCGAUUGGUGUUGGGGUGACAAUUUGGGUGUACACCCUUUGGCGCACACGCGUUGCCACCAAGAAGGCGACGAGAUUGGCGUAUGAUGGGAUAUCGGUGUCGGCGAGUGUUAUCAAGCCACAAUGCCAAUGUCAUCGUAUUGAGCCGACCGACGAUUGUGGGAAGAAAUUGAAAAAAUCGAAAGUGCCAAGCGACGAGGAGGAGACCGACACGGAUCCCGCCACCGAGCGCACAGGCUCAUCGGCGUCACCAUCGUCAUCAUCGGCUAGCUCGUCGUCGCUCUCGCUGGCAGUGACAGGGCAGGAAACAAAAUAA